AUGCUGAAGCGAUGGUUUCUAGGAAAGCGUGUCAUUGCUGCGUUGCUCUUCUGCUUCGUUCUGCUCCUGUAUCGUCAGGCCUGCAGGUCUCAAAUCCAAACCCGGUCAGGACAUCCAACAGAUGAAGAUGCCUACGAGUCUUUACUGCACCAGCACGAGCGCCAGUAUCUUCAGCAGACCACAAACCUCACCAGACUGAUCUCACAGCUGAAAGCGGAGCUGCAGGAGAGGAGCAGACAGCUGCAGAGAUCCGCUGUGAUCUUCCCGCUGGAGCAUGAAGAGCAGAACCAGUCAGAGCUGGAGGAGUUCAUGCGGAAGCAGCUCAGACGGGCCGGCAAGAUCUUCACAGGAGAACCGCUGCCGAAUGAGUUUGCGGUUCUGCCGUUCGAGACCUUCACCCUGCGCCAGGUCUAUCAGCUGGAAACCGGACUGACGCGACUCCCGGUGGAAAGUCCGCUUCGUCAGGACCGCAAGAACGAGAUGAACGGGGCGUUAGAAGCGGCGCUGCAUCUGCUGAAUGAACCUCAACUCAGAGACUCGCAGCAGCGCAGGAUUUACUCUCCUCAACACUUCUAUGAAGGAAUCUUACGCACAGAGAGGGACAAAGGAACGUUAUAUGAUCUCACGUUCAGAGAAAACGGUGUUCCAAAUUUCAGGAGGCUGGUCUUCUUCCGUCCGUUUGCUCCGCUGAUGAAGGUGAAGGAGGAACUGAUGGACGCGUCUCAGAUCCUCAUCAAUAUAAUCGUACCACUAGCAGACACAGUGGAGUCAUUCAGACAAUUCAUGCAACAUUUCAGUGAUGUUUGCAUUCGUCAGGAUGGACGGACACAUCUCACCGUGGUGUUUUUUGGGCAUGAAAAGACGAAUGAAGUGAAAGGAAUUCUGGAUGCAGUGUCAAGGAGAAUGAAAUACCGGAACUUGACGCUGAUCCAUCUGAACGAAGCGUUCUCCAGAGGACGAGGCCUGCAAGUCGGCGCUCGAGCCUGGAAGCGAAGCAACGUCCUCCUGUUUUUCUGUGAUGUGAACGUUCGGUUUGGCGCAGAGUUCCUGAACUCGUGCCGUAUGAACGCAGAAGCAGGUAAAAAAGUGUUUUAUCCAGUGAUGUUCAGCCUGUAUAAUCCAGAGAUCAUCUAUGGUCAGCACAUCCCUUCUGCUCAAGAUCAGCUUGUGAUCAGGAAAGAUUUUGGCUUCUGGAAGGACGUUGAUUAUGGGAUGACGUGUCAGUACAGAUCAGAUUUCAUUAACACAGGUGGAUUUGAUGUUUCUGCAAAAGGCAGAGCUACAGAAGAUGUUCAUCUCUACAGGAAGUUCCUGCACAGCAAUCUGAUGGUGGUUCGCGCUCCGUCACGCCACCUGUUUCACUUGUGGCAUCCAACUGUCUGUCACGCACAUUUAUCCAGCGAGGCGCUUAAACUGUGUUUGCAGACCAAAGCGCUGAAUGAGGCGUCUCACAGUCAGCUGGGACAGAUGAUCUUCCACCAAGAGAUCGACAAUCAUCUGCACAAAUACAACCAGCACAAUAUCAAGUCAUGA
Labeo rohita (rohu) is the source of this 1533-nucleotide messenger RNA. RefSeq names its product chondroitin sulfate N-acetylgalactosaminyltransferase 1b (gene csgalnact1b). The transcript has 7 exons. The record is from RefSeq and is a predicted model, not a curated record. Gene Ontology annotation, molecular function: glucuronosyl-N-acetylgalactosaminyl-proteoglycan 4-beta-N-acetylgalactosaminyltransferase activity. Gene Ontology annotation, cellular component: Golgi cisterna membrane. Bases 1 to 1533 code for a protein of 510 amino acids. Lineage: Eukaryota; Metazoa; Chordata; Actinopteri; Cypriniformes; Cyprinidae.